AUGUCGAGGGAUUCAUCAAGCGAAGCGGAUGAUUUGCAACCUCCCAGCAUCGUAUAUUCCCCUGCACUAUCGUUCCACGAUGAUAACUCACCGAAUCCUAGCGAUUCCGAAGGAUAUGAUGGAGAUGAGGAAGACACGGGAAUCAUGAGAGCGUAUGUGAAGAAGAAAGAUGCACCUGGAGCGCAGAUGAAAAAGAAGGUACAGAAGGAUUUGAAAAGAAAAAGGGAAUUAAAAGAAAUGCCAGAGGGCCGGUCGGAAUCAAUUUAUUCCAUGGUAGAGGACGAAUCAGCAAAGGAUCAAGAUACUCUAAAUCAAAAUGCUCCAAAUCGAGCCAGUGGUCAUCGCGCGGAGAAUUAUCAGGUGACUCACGAUGGAGUGGUAGUGAAAGCAGACAGACGAUGGAGUGGUGUGGUCGACGGGAGAUCAAUACUUACCUCAUCGUUCAAUGAAGCCAACUUUAAUGGGGCAAUGGUUGAAUCAGUAGUUGAUCAGGUACUUCUAGAGCAAAUAAACGGGGGGCGCCAAGAUUAUUCUUCAAUACCAGAUGGGAGAAUAUUAGAAGGAGAAAAUGGCUCAGAGACCGCUCAACUUCCCUCGGAAACGGGCGAAUAUGAUAUAGCCUCGAACUCGGCCUCUUCAAGGGAAGAUUUUGAAUACACUCCGAGAUCCGCGCCGAUAAAAAUACCAAAACCGGCAAAUUUUCCAUGUCGAGUUCCUCGAUCAAUUCUACACCAUGAUGAUGUGGAACCGGUAAGAGCAAGGAAUGGAUGGGGCCAAGCCAAGUCACGCACUAACAGAAUAAGUCCGGAGCAACCAUCACGGGUUAAUGCUUCGUUAUUUGGUCAUGAGUUGGAGCCAAAACCAACACCGCGUAUUAUGACUGAAGGACUUGGAGCGACAAAGGUAUUAUACGAGAAGCUGGAAGAUAUAUCUUACAAACAGAAGAAGUCUUAG
Messenger RNA from Botrytis deweyae, 954 nucleotides. RefSeq lists its product as uncharacterized. The record is from RefSeq and is a predicted model, not a curated record. The transcript has a single exon. The coding region runs from base 1 to 954 and encodes 317 amino acids. NCBI's taxonomy places the organism in Eukaryota, Fungi, Ascomycota, Leotiomycetes, Helotiales, Sclerotiniaceae.